Molecule: messenger RNA, 634 nt
Organism: Myzus persicae (green peach aphid)
Lineage: Eukaryota; Metazoa; Arthropoda; Insecta; Hemiptera; Aphididae
Gene: mRpL55
Product: 39S ribosomal protein L55, mitochondrial
Exons: 3
Coding region: 226-531 (101 amino acids)
Biological process (GO): translation
Cellular component (GO): mitochondrial large ribosomal subunit
Molecular function (GO): structural constituent of ribosome
Source: RefSeq, a predicted model, not a curated record
UGACUGUUCUGACCAUAAGAACGUGCAUAGAUAAUAGAUAUAAUAUCUUUUUAUUAUCUAUGAAAACGUGCCUUUAGAAGAACAAUUAAUAUGAAACACAACAUAUUUUAUAUCUGUAGCUAGAAUUCAGCGGAACUCAGAUUAUAGUAUACACCACAGGCCAUAUUAUUUUUAUACUUGAAGUCUUUGUUGGGUACGAGCACGGGUGCAGGAAAUUAAAAAAUUAUGCUCAACAUUGCCAGAUCUGUUCGCUUUUUUAGUAGUAAGUCAGCCGCUAUUACCAAAAUUCAUCGAAACAUUUAUCCACAACACUACCUAACAAAAAUAAUUCAACCAGAUGGUUCAAGUUUUACCAUUAGAUUCAAUGAUCCUCGAAUGAUUAUAAAAUUACCUCUAGAUAUGAACUUAAUUAGUGAGGAAGAACGCAGACGUAGAAUUGAAGCAAGAAGGCCAAAACAAAAAGUCAAAAUAGUAGAGGAAUUGGAUGAUUCAUUUGACAGGACUAAGUAUCUAAAAUAUUUUAAAAAGUGACAGGAUAUGCCAAGAAUUAAAUUUGUACUAUGAAUUAAUGAUAUAUAGAUUUAGGAUGUUUAUAAAUUAUUACAAAAUGAAAUAAAAUACCAUUUAAAAUGUA